AACAAGAAAUCCCAUAAAAGCACUUAACCCACACUUUUCUAAAAACCCUAACGUACGUUUUCUUUGCUUUGAAUCCUUUAUUUUCCUUUUCGCUAUUCUCUGUUCGUUCCGAAAAAAUCACAAGAGUUCGAAUUCUGAAAGGAUUUCUCUGCGUUUUCACAACUCAGGUUUGCUUCUUCUUUGCACCCCAAAAACUUAGAAUACCUAUUUUAGGAUUCCCCCUCUUCUAUGAUGGAUUAUCUGCGAGAGUCUAUGUUUUGUGUGAUUAUAUCGAUCUUGGUGAAGUUUCAUGCGAUUCCCUACUGCGAAUUAGUGGUUUUGAUUUUAGGGUUCCUUUCAAUUUAUUUAUUAGGGUUUUUGGAAGGAUUCGCGAUACGCUAAUUUGGGGAUUUAGGGUUGUCGCGAUUAACGUGGCAGAACAAGGUUUAAUUAUUGGUCUUUCUCCCAACUCUGUUAUGGGUUUUGUCGUUGACGGACCGGGAUCGAGUCGUUCUGCCUUUAUCUUUUUCCGUGUUCAUCGUUUGCUUUAUAGUUAUAGGUAUUUGUAAGUUUGGUUAUGGAAAAUUUGGGAUGGAAAAGUGUUAGGUUUUUUUAUGGGAAAAUUAUUCCGUGGCUUGUUGUUUAUCGAUGAGUUAAUGGAAGAAAGCAUGAGCUAUGGAGGAUUUUAUUGAUGGGAUUCAUUUCUGAUUUGGGAUGUCAUUGGAAUGUUUGUUUUUUAGAGUAUUAUGGCUUUAAAACUGGCGAGGAGGACUGAACGAAUCAGUGGUACAACAUGUGUGUAUUGGCUAGCUGGGAGAUGCAAUAGAAAUCCAUGCAGGUUUUUGCACAGUGAAACCCCAUCGCCAUCAACUGUUUAUUAUAAUGACAAUACUGACUAUUCUUAUCCAAAGAAACCUAAGUAUAACUCGAAUACGGCAAUGGUUAGGAAGAGUGCAGAUGGCACAAAUGAGGUUUCUAAGAAGCCACCGGGGAAGACCCCUACGUAUAACUCCAAGGCAGUCUUGAUUAGGAAGAGUGGAGAUGGGACACAUGCCACUGAGGCUUCUCAGAAGCCACAUGUGAAGACCCCUGCGCAUAACACAAAGGAAGUGCUGAUUAUAAAGAGUGUAGAUGAUACAAGUGUGGCUCAGGCUUCUCAGAAGCCACCUCAGAAGACCCCGAACUAUGACUCAAAGGCUGAAUUGAUUAGAAAGAGUGAAGAUGGAGAUGGGACCAGCAUCCCGGAGGCUUCUCAGAAGCUGUCACGAAGUGUCUGUACGUACUGGAUGAAUGGAAAUUGUGUACACGGUGACCAGUGCUGUAAUUUACAUUCAUGGUUCUAUGGUGAUGGGAUUUCUGCACUAGCAAAGCUUCAUGAACACAAGAAGGUUGUCACUGGAAUUGCUCUUCCAGUUGGAUCAGACAAACUUUAUUCUGGCAGCACUGAUGGGACAGUUCGGAUGUGGGACUGCAAUUCUGGUCAAUGUGCUCACGUUAUAAAUCUCGGUGCCAAAGUUACCUCUUUGAUCACUGCGGGUCCAUGGGUUUUCGUUGGUAUCCGGAAUUCUAUAAAGGCUUGGAAUAUCCAGACUGCUUCAGAGUUCACUCUUGAUGGACCUAAUGGGCAAGUCCUUGCUAUGACUUUUGUCAAUGAUACACUUCUUGCCGGAGCAGAGGAUGGUGUAAUCUCUGCAUGGAGAUGCAGCUCUGAAAGUAAGACCCCCUUUGAACUGAUUGCAUCACUAAGAGGCCACACUGAAGCUGUGGUUUGUCUCUGUGUUGGUCGGAAUAUGCUCUACUCAGGGUCAAAGGACCAUAGCAUAAAGGUGUGGGACCUUGAUACAUUGCAGUGUGAAAGGACACUCAAUGGACAUACUGAGGUAGUCACAUCCCUUAUUUGUUGGGAGCAGUUUUUGUUAUCAAGUUCAUCCGACUGCACAAUUAAGGUUUGGGGUUUCACUAAGGAGGAAACUUUGGAAGUAAUAUAUACACACACACAGGAAAAUGGUGUUCUUGCACUUUGUGGGAGGAUUGAUGCAGAAGCCAAGCCCAUACUGUAUUGCUCUUGCAGAGACAAUUCAGUUCGCAUGUAUGAUUUGCCAUCAUUUUCAGAAAGGGGUAGGCUAUUUUCGCAAAAAGAUGUUCGGUCAUUACAGAUAGGUCCUGACGGGGUUGGGCUUUUCUUCACGGGAGAUGAAACCGGUUUGCUAACUGUCUGGAAAUGGUUGGAAGAGCCCAAGGUGCCAUGAGAAAUGCCCAUUUUUUCCCAUCAACUGGUCUCUUUUUUACAUCAAAUGCCCAGUUGCUGCGAGUGAUAUUUUGCAGGAGGCAGAACAAGAUUUAAUUCACUUUUUCCUGUACAGUGAGCAAUAGUGAUUGUAACAAAGAAGUAUAUAAUGAAUGAAAAUUUCCAAUUCCGAUGUUCUCUUUCUUCUGGUAGUUAGUUCAUUCUUACUAACGAAUGUUAUUGUCU
Messenger RNA from Gastrolobium bilobum, 2452 nucleotides. RefSeq names its product zinc finger CCCH domain-containing protein 48-like. NCBI's taxonomy places the organism in Eukaryota, Viridiplantae, Streptophyta, Magnoliopsida, Fabales, Fabaceae. The transcript has 7 exons. Bases 726 to 2228 code for a protein of 500 amino acids. The record is from RefSeq and is a predicted model, not a curated record. Gene Ontology annotation, molecular function: protein binding; metal ion binding.